Molecule: messenger RNA, 942 nt
Organism: Myripristis murdjan (pinecone soldierfish)
Lineage: Eukaryota; Metazoa; Chordata; Actinopteri; Holocentriformes; Holocentridae
Exons: 4
Coding region: 44-763 (239 amino acids)
Source: RefSeq, a predicted model, not a curated record
GGCAGAGUCCGUUAAAGACAUAUGUGCCUGCUUUUGUGCUAGCAUGUUCAUAGCUGGCUGCACCAUUGUCCUUGUAGGCUCUCUCCCAAUUGCCCACAUCGCCAUAGGUGCAGUUUACAGGAAUGAGUGUCCGGCGGCACCAUUUAUCCCUCUGUACUUGAUUGUGUCGGGGGCUGGGAGCCUCCUGCUGACUGCCCAUCUUGCUUUUCCCAAGUUCAUUGGUUGGAAUGAAGAUGGCCUUGGCUUUAAGUCGUGGCUUUACUACAACAUCAGCUUGUCCCUGUUUUUAUUUAUCUGGUUUAUCUUUGGGAGUUACCAUGUUUAUUCUAUUUAUCCACCCAACUACAACAAGGACACUGCUGACGCGAAACACAACACCAGUCUCAACAGCUCCACUCCUGAUUUCUCUGAACGUGAUAACAAGGUCAACUUCGCUUUGGAGAGCCGCGACCUAACUUUCCCGAAUCUCAGCCGCCAGAACCAGAGCUGGGUCGCUAAUGACAACCAGUCUGUAAUCGGCAUGAUUCAAAGUCUGGCCUUCACUGUUGUUAGCAAUGAGACGAUCACUGGCCAGCCAGAGCCGAGCCAGCCCAUUGGUGUUCGACCUCACUGUAACCGCACCGUCUACCUUUUUGCUUUCUGGACCAUCACACUGAUCUACGGGUUUGCGGCCUUCAGCCUGCUUAUUGUAGGAUGUACAUUCAGUUGUCUGGCAGCUUUGAAAUUGCUUACUGUGCUGCCAUUUCAAGAAAUGACUGAAUAACUGUCGACCAAGCCAUGCCUGUGCAUCGCUUGAUUGGUCAGUUUGAUUCAAGCCAUUUCCUGAGAGUUAAUUCCAUGAAUCCGCCAGGCUAUCACAACACAUCUGAGCCAAAAUUGAGACACUGCCAAGCCUCUCUGUGCAUUUUACAUUUCAGUUGAUUUUGUAUGUUUUAUAUUUCA